Messenger RNA from Leishmania braziliensis MHOM/BR/75/M2904, 5304 nucleotides. RefSeq lists its product as hypothetical. The coding region runs from base 1 to 5304 and encodes 1767 amino acids. The record is from RefSeq and is a predicted model, not a curated record. Gene Ontology annotation, molecular function: GTPase activator activity. The transcript has a single exon. NCBI's taxonomy places the organism in Eukaryota, Euglenozoa, Kinetoplastea, Trypanosomatida, Trypanosomatidae. Gene Ontology annotation, biological process: activation of GTPase activity.
AUGGAUUCGCCGCUGCCGACCCGCCUCGCCGGUGUGCGAACAGCCGGCUGCGCCUCGCCAGCCCCGCGGUCUUCGGUUGACACAGCGCCACCGUUGUCUCGCAGCGAGCUUGUCGAUGUUGACGGCCUGCGGUGCGAGGUGCGUUCAAUGCGGAGCGUACCCCACGCGCUGUACAGCACCCCAUUUGUUUACCACAUCGUCGCCAUGUACGUUCAGCAGCUGAUCGACGACUUCACCCGCUCUCUGCUGCUCUGCCGGCCCGUCAAGCGGUGCCUCAGCAGCAGCAGAGAGCGGACGAAAGGGGGCGAUUCGCAACAGCAGCGGCAGCAGCAGUCCUCCACAGCCGCCAAACUCGCUGCGGUGGAGAGCACGAUGGCGCCUGAAGACGAGGAAAUGUACCUGUUGUUACGCCUAUGUGCCCUCGACAAGGCAGCACAGCAGCAGCAGCAGCAGCAGCCGUCUUUGGAGACCAGCGGUGGUGACCCUCCAGCGGUGGCGAGGCCACAAACGCGAGCUGCAGCGGAGCAGCUUGUUGCACUGUUUGCUGCUGCAGAGCGGGGGCGUUGUCGCGAUAGGCUCAGCAACGGUGCCAGGGGUGAGGACAGCGAGCGGCGCAACGCCGCCGCGAAAAUGCCGCCGCUACUGUCCUCACUCUCGCGCUUUAGGCCGAUGCUGCACGACAUGCGGUACCUCGCGCAGCAUCUUCUCCUGCCGCGACACGCCUGGCAAUACCAUCAGCGGGAGUGGGUCAUCGUGUAUGAGGAUGUCGCUGUGACGCUGCGCGACCGCCUCUCUCGCUGCCGCCGUGCCGCGAUACGUAGAGGAGGACGAGAUGGUAAGGUGAAUGAAGAUGGCACAGAGGACCGAGGCGCCGCUCGAUCGCCACGCGCCACUGCCGACCCCAUCACAGACGGGCGGCGGCUGUUUCCCGUGGCUGAGUUGGAGCUCCUGUGGCACACCCUCUGGGAGCUGCUUGGCGCCGCGUGGCGCCAGCGCGACCGCCUCUGGGGUGCCUACCGCCACCUGCACGGUCCACGCCGUCUGUCUCCGCUGUGCCUGAGCGGUCAAGCGCCGUACGCGGUGCCGCCUGGUGUGCACGCGUGCCCAAUCCUGCGCGAGCUGGACGAAGGCGAUAUCGCCCGCGUGCACGCCUCGGCCCCCUCUCCCCUCCCUCACGCCAUGCCGGCUGCGCCGACGGCAGCGCACGCGGAGGACAGCUGUGCGUUUGGCCCCUUCACGAGUGUUGACAUUGGCGUCUCAGCACGCCGGCUGUACGUGCUGCGGCAGCCGCUAGCGGCGGUGCUGCGGUCGCUGCGGGUGUCGGUGCCGCCAGCUGGUCGAGACCCACUCGUCACCUCCACCACCGCCUUUGCUGGAUUUCAGUACGUCGACGGCCCAGUGCGCCGCGGCCAGACGAGCACGCUGGCGCCAACGGUCGCUGCAGCAGCGCCUCUCAUCGUCCCGCUCUUCGACGUCACCGACCAGGACGCGGGGAUGGUGGCCGCAGCGGUGCCGUACAUGUCUCCUGAAGUGUACGUGUCUCUGCUGCAAGAACAGCGCCAGCAACAGCAACGGCGAGCCACCUCGCGCAGUGCAUCGCCGUCGCCGCCGAUGGUCUCGUGGCCUCCCGCUCACACGUUCUCUGACGACUUGUGGAACGCGGCGGUGGUCGUUUUGGAGGCGGCGCUCAGCGGCUUCUGUGCGAUGGAUGAGUCCAUGUGCCACCUCGCGCCGCUGCCACCCGCACCCGACAGUGAUGCCGAUCGGCCCGAUCCGCCAACGGUAACGUCAGGCUUCUCGUGCUCACCUCGGCCGUCGCCUUCUGUCUACUCCGAUGUCCUGCGGCUGCUGACAGAGCGGCACGUGCUGCCGAGCACCGCCGCCCACAACUUCCUCUAUGCCGCUCUGUACCACCUUCAGGCAGCGUUGAGCAACGGUGGUCGCGGCAGUGGCGAGGAUGCCGAUCAUCACGUUGAUGGCGAUGUCGAUGGCGUCACGACGCACCGUGACGGGGAUGGCAACGGAGAAAGUACUGCGGCAAUGGCGCCACCGUCGCCGGCGCGCCUUGCUGGAGAGUGGCGGCGCUACCUCAGCCGUGCCUACGGGCCGGCCUGUGUGAAGGAGGGCGGCAUCUUGGCAGAGGUGGCGGCUAAGGGGCUCUGCUGGCGCCGGUCGGAGCGGUGGAAUGUGUUCGGGAUGGCCCAUGGCACGGCAGUGACAACCAAAAGUACUGCCGCUUCUCUUGAUAACUUGUCACCCGCUUCACUCUUCACGCCACGGGACGUGGUCGGCACUGCGAGUAGCGACAGUAGUGGUGGUGGUGGUGGCAACACCCGUGCUGCAACUGCGGCCUUUGCUGUGUCCAUCCAUGCGGACCCCUCCGUCGACAUCGACGGCGACGACGGUGCGCUUCCGUCCUCGCUGGCAGCCGCCCACGGGCAGAGAUCGUCGCAGCCGGGUAUCGCCGGCGUCGCCGAGGGUGACAGAGACAUGACGGCACUGUCACGGCUGCCUCAUCGGUUUGAUCGCGUAUUCAACACUCUCGAUACGCCGCUCCUGCGCCUGCUGAGCCUCGGGCAGCGCAGCGCCGCAGUCGAUGGUGGAGACCUUUGGGUAGCCCUUGCCAGCUACCUUCGCCGCUGCACGAGGACAGCAGUAGCGACCGGCACCUCAGCUGCAGCCACGGGCUCUCCUGGUACUCCUGCAAGAAAGGCAAACGAUGCAGUGGCAGAGGCGGCGGACGUGGACUGCGUUGAUGAGCUGCUGCGACUGCUGUUCUGCUGCGUUGUCCGCACAACACGGCGCUACCGCGCCAACUUCGCUGACGAUGCUGCUGGCAAGGCUGAUGUGCCGGCGGAGGCGGAGUGGUGCGAGUACGCCGCCAUCAAUCACCCGUUCUUUCGUGGCUUCGCCGAGCGCGGCUUGCUGACAACUUACAUGGCGGUUGCGUGCUGCGGCGGGGAGUUGGGCAAUUCGGCAGCGGCAGCGGCUACCCUCCCGGCGCUCAACCUCUACGUCCCUGCUGCCGCGCUGCUGGCCACCGUGCGCGAGAUGGAGGCGGCGUGGAAGGCGAGCGGCAUCGACGUCGGCACCGAGCGUGUGGUGAAGCAGGCGAAUUCUCUGCGUGCGCUAAUCGGCGACGACAUGCGGGCCUGGGAGAGCAGCACCGCCGCUCGUGGCGGUAGAAGCGGGACCUACACGCAUCAGCAGCAACAGCAGUACCUCCUGCUCAUGAACUCGCUCGUGAACAUGUCAUCGACGCUGAUGCUGCCACCACCAGUGGACCGCGCGCGACGUGCCCUCGAGGGCGUCCUCUCCCCCAUCGAUUUCGACCUUGCGGCGCAGCUUCAGCACACGCAGCAACUGCGCUGCCUGUUGUACGGCGGCAGCAGUGAUGCCACCGGCGAUGAUCGAGGACGCGGUGGGAAAGCAGCGCAGAACACUGGAGCAGUCGCUGCAGGUACAGAGCGUGUUCGAGCCUACCUGAAGAUGCUGCUGAUGCCGGACACGGUGCGUCGCACAGACGGCGUCGUCGCUCGCGUCGCCUACUCACCCUUCUACCCGCUCCCUCCGACCCUUCGUGGGGAGGUAUGGGGACGCCUCCUGAGCGUACCACCAUCCGCCCGCACCCGAGAGGCUCUCCUCGCCCGCGCGGUCCACCGCACCGCCGCCAAGCCGACGCCAUACGAUCGGCAGCUCUCGGUGGACAUUCCACGCUGCCACGCGUACCACCCACUGCUGAGUUCCUCAUAUGGAGCUGCGCAGCUCCAGCGCAUCUUGCGAGCGUGGCUGCACCUCCAUCCCAGCCACUCCUACUGGCAAGGGCUCGACAGCGUGUGCGCUGUCCUGCUGACCGUCAGCAACAGAGAUGAAGCGCUCGUGUUGGCGCAGCUAAACGCUAUCGUUGACCGCUUCAUCGCCCACGAGGAAGACGGUGAGAGCCCCCACACCGCUGAAGGGGGCAGCGGUGACAGCAGACUGGGCUCGCCGCGCGUCGGUUCUGCGGCGCUGCCGCUGCGUCCGGCCAAGCAAAAACCCACCAUGGCGGCGCAGCUCCGCCACCUCGUGGUCGUGCUGCGCUACUGCGACCCGCUGCUGGCCCACUACCUCUUCGACAUUCUCAGCUGCACACCCGAGCUGUACGCCAUCAGCUGGCUUCUGACGCUCUUCUCGCACAGCCUGCCGGUACGUAAGGUCUACCCCCUGUGGGACCUUCUGUUUGUGGAAGGCGACACUGCCUGCCUCGUAGUGCUCUGCGCAACUGUCAUUAUUCACAAGCGCGACCUCCUGCUGAGCACAGACUUCUCCGGCUGCCUUGCGGCCUUCAGCAGCGGCGCAUCCGCUAUGAACGUCGCGGCUGCCGUGGGGGACACGCGCUGGCUGAUGACAGCUGUGCCGCCGUCGGUGUUGGCGCCGCCGCCGGUGUCAUCGGACACCCGCCGGGGCGUGCGGGAGUCACUGUACGGCAGUGGACGUGAUGGUGCCGCCGCAGCCAUCAAUUGUGCCCUCAGAAGUGACGAUGGUAACAGUAACGCAGCGGUGGCGCUCCUGGCCGUCGAGGACGUCUCCGCCGCGCUCGCGGUGUCAGCACUGGCGCUCACAGCGGCCAGUGAUGGUGGUGGCUGCACUCGAGAGAAGGAAGAGAGCAAACAGCAGUGGUUCCACAGUGGCCUCUACCUUGUGGAUCUGCGCGAGCAGCCUGCGGAGAAUGCCUUGCAGGAGGCAGUCCUCGGCGCCAUCAGCGUGCCGCUGUACUCGGCUGCGCGUCCGCGUUCGCACGCCUCGGCUGCGGCACUUCAGCACCGCGAGGUAGUUGAUGUGCACACUAGUGCAUUCGUGGAAGUGGUAGACGAGGUUGACAACGACGCUGCCGGUACCGGAUGGGGUAUCGUGGAGCAGCAGGAGCGGCUGCAUGAGCAGCAGCGGGCAGAGCAGGAUGCUGCGGCACGGCAAGUCGAGGAUGCCGCAGCGGCCAUUGUCCGCUAUGUCGACAACCCGGCGAUGGCUGCCAUCCUAUCGCGAAUGAAGAGGACCGCCGAGAGCGUUUCUGGAGCGCCACAACAGCCACCAUCGUUGUCGUGUCCGUGGCCGGUGCACCCGAUCGUUCAGAAGGCGUCGUGUGCCCCUCAUGUGGUGCUGCUAACAUCGGGCAACGCAGACGAGCACGAGCUACCGCUCGCCCAUCAGCUUGGCGUGAAGCUCAAUGCGUGUGGGGUGCACAAUGUCAGCAUCCUGCGCGGCGGCGUCGCGAGCUUGCGGCGCGCGCUACCGGAGUUAGUGGUGCGUCGUGUGCCAUCCCUGUAG